Messenger RNA from Cuscuta campestris, 1244 nucleotides. The record is from the annotation of a GenBank genome assembly. NCBI's taxonomy places the organism in Eukaryota, Viridiplantae, Streptophyta, Magnoliopsida, Solanales, Convolvulaceae.
AAUUUUCGAAAUUUUAAUAUAUAAAAUUUCGAAAUUUUUUCAAAAUUUUUGAAAUUUAAAAUAUUAUUAAUUUUUAAAUAUAUUCUUUAAUCUUUAAAUAAUUUAAAUAUAUUCUUUAUUUUUUUAAAUUUUCAAAAUUUUAAUAUAUAAAAUUUUGAAUUUUUUUAAAUUAUUGAAAUUUAAUAUAUUAUUUUUUUAUAUCAAAAAAUAUAUAUAUUAAAAUGUCGAGAGAGUCCGGUAGAAGGUCAGUGGAUAUGGGCGCUGUGAACCGAAGUUUGAGGAGAGGCAAAGCUAAAGCCACCUCCGACGGUUCGACCUCACGCGGUUCUCGAGGAAGACACUCCGUCUCUUCCUUUCCUACUAUCCCCGAUCACUUAAUCGGGGACGGUAUGACGGAUGAAGAAUUCGACCAGAUUUAUUUUGGUAGAGGGGACGCAAAUCUCCCCACUCUUGAUAGUGUAUUCGAAGAUCUUGAUGAAGCAGGACUGGAUAAUCUAGACGGGGACGAGGAGCCUACACCGCAGAGCAACGACGUCGACGUGGAGGCAGUUGAGCCCGAGACCUCUCGAGGUCCGGACAAAGGGUUAUACGGCACUGUACAAGAAGAAACAGCUCCACCUCCGCCCCCGAAAUCAAAAAAAGGUUUUGCCGGAAUAGUCGGUGGUCUUCUUGCAAAGAAAGGGAAGCGUGCUCAUUCUUCGACGAGUUCAAGUGGUACAACAGUAAGCUCGCACAACGAACUUGCUAUGUACCAGGGUGUGCCAUGCGAUUACGACGACGACGACGUGGAUUUUGAUGUGCUCGGAUGGUGGAAGCGGAACGAACACAUGUUCCCAUGUCUCGGCAUGCUAGCAAGACAAGUGUUAUCCGUUCCGGUAUCAACCNUGCCGGAAUAGUCGGUGGUCUUCUUGCAAAGAAAGGGAAGCGUGCUCAUUCUUCGACGAGUUCAAGUGGUACAACACGCUGUUGUGUCUCCGGGAUAGCACUAUUUGCAUGGUUCCCCCUGAUUUUAUGGACGGGGUACCUCGAUACUUUUUGACCUCUACUUCCUUACCUUUCUCGUCUUUGUCAAGAUGGUCAGACGUGCUCAUCGGGGUCGCCAUGGCUUUGGCGUUGUCCAUUUCAAACCGUUUUAGGAGCUCCUUGCAGUAUUUAGCUUGGCAAAUGAACGUUCCAUCUUUCAUUUGCUUAACUUGGAGUCCCAAAAAGAAUGUGAGCUCGCCCAUCAUUGACAUUUCAAAUUC